Messenger RNA from Triticum turgidum subsp. durum (durum wheat), 2670 nucleotides. The record is from the annotation of a GenBank genome assembly. NCBI's taxonomy places the organism in Eukaryota, Viridiplantae, Streptophyta, Magnoliopsida, Poales, Poaceae.
AUGGCCGACUUCACUGUCGCCGACCGCGUCAGCGUCGGGCUCCACGGACGGUCCGAUGAGAUGAUAUUCGAGGCCACGGUGCGCGAUCCUAGCAGUGAGCUGUACGGGUCGACGGUGGUGUUGCGGCAGCUGACUAGCUCACAGGCGAAGCGGAGGGGCCGCCGCGCGCUAGAGGUGCUGAAGAAGCUGGCCCGUCGCCAGAUGAUGUACCACUCUUACGCGAUGCAGGUCCAUGGCUACGUCACUCCGAGCAAGGCCAUGGAAGAGGGUGAUAGUCCGCUUGUCUUGGUGCACGGGUACCAUGGGAGUUACUCCUUGCGUCACUGGUUGCAACUCUCGGAUUGGCUUCCAACCUUGGAAGCAACAUUAGCAUUGGAUGAAGAACAAGUAAAUUAUCUGCAUAGCCAUGGAAUGGCGCAUACUGAGCUUAGACUGGAGAAUGUUCAUGUAAGCCCAGUAGACAAGCAUGUCAAAGUUGGUAUUCUUGGGAAUGCUGUUGAUUUUCAUGACAAUGACCCCAGCAACAGUGCAGUAGCAAGUAACAAUGAGAGGCGGAAAAUGAUGAUAGCAUUUGACAUGAGGUGCGUGGGCUUCAUAAUGGCAAAGAUGGUUUUGAGAGAGCUCAUGGAUUCAUCGACAUUCCAAAAAUUUAAGUCAUUCUUGAAUAAGGGAAAUGAUCCAUCAUGUCUGCGUGAGUUCCUUGUACCGAUUCUAAGCCAAAAUUCUCCAUCUGGGAAUAUUGGUCUGCAGAUGCUAGAUAGGCACUGGGGUGCUGGCUGGAAUCUUUUGGCCUUAUUACUGGCAACAAAAUCUGACAAAAGGAUAAGUUGUGUCGAUGCACUGCGUCACCCCUUCCUUUGUGGACCUAAAUGGCGUAUAAGUCCAACAGUGAAUGUCGUACGCUGGGGCUUGGGAUCUACUGCUGUCCGCCUGGCUGAAGAUUAUAUUUAUGGGCAUCAUCAGCGUAGACGGUUAGCAUAUUUCAUUGAGUUGAUGGAGGUGCUAAACCCUAAUUCAAGUACAGAGAAUUGGCUUCGCCUCCUACCUGGUCGCUGGUGCCUCUUGUACUGCACUGGAAGGCACAUCGGUCUAACACUUCGUCAGCCUACCCCCAGAGUCCUCAUCAACGAUGCGUUCCUCACAUUCGCCGAAGCCCCAGAAUCUGUGGAUCCCAUUUUAUCUCUGACCUCAGAUAUUGGUUUCAAAAUCAUGCCGGAAUCCGACUGGCCCCACGACAAAUCUGGAACCGAAGGAAAUCUGUCAGUUACCACAUCGGCAAGGAUAACUCCUGGGAGGAUUUACACCAAUGCCGAGGAUGGUAAAGAGAGUAGUAGUAGGAUUACAUCUUCCAGAUAUCUUGGUGGUAAAUGGGGAAAAGCCGCAAAGAUGAAGGAGCUGCCAGCCAGCCUCCCCACCGCUAGCGUUAACGUGGAUGAGGACGACGUCGACGUGUCCAUGAGUUGCGGCUCAACUUUGAACGUCAAGUCUGCACGCAAUGUGCUGCAAGAGGUCCGUACGCAGACGCCACCGGAGAUGUUCGACCUGUCAAAGAUUGUUUGCGGUACAUACAUUGAUUCAAGGUUGAUGGUUCUUCGCGGUGUUAAUGGGUCGGCUUUACUUUUCGUUAGAUCAAACCCUAAGAGAUACAAUAAAAUAUCCUGGAGGCUUCCCCUACUACAACAAGGUUGGCCUGACUCCAGCAAGGGAGGGGCGAUGAUGGCGUCAACGGCGGCUGGAGCCAAUGGCGCUGGAGCCGGAAAUUGGGUCGGCGGUGGGUUGGACGAGCCGGAGCUCCACGGCGAUGACAGAGCGGCGACGCGCUUCAGGGGAAACGAGGCAAGGGUGAUGUCGCGGGGCAGCGGCACUACAAUACCUCGCGUCCGCCUGCUUGAGCUCGGCCUCCAGCCGCCGGUGGAUCUGGCGAGAAGGGGAAGGAAAGAGAGAAAUUCGAGGAGCAAGAAGGAGGCGGAGACGAAGGGAGUGAGGAUUGGAAGAGGGGAAGGGGGGAAGGGGACGGCUGCAGACCCCCAAGCCAUGGGUAAGGUGUUGGCGGAGAAGCCAGUUUAUGUUGAAGGCAUGAUCAAAUCCCUCGGGAGAGCCUGGUGUCCGCUAAAAGGGAUAAAGUGCAAGGAUCUGGGUGAAAAUGUGUUUCUAUUCACUUUUCUGCAUGCUUCAGGUAAAAGAAAAGUGCCUGGGAAUGUCCCUUGGAUGGUGGGGAAGGAUCUGAUAGUUUUGGAGGAUUUUGACCCGCUGAAGACUAUCGAAGAGUAUGAAUUCAAGUAUAUUCCGACCUGGGCCAGAGUCAUGAAAAUGCCACUAGGUCUGAUGAAUGAGGAGAAUGGAGAAAGUAUUGGUAACCAAAUUGGUGAUACGCUGGAGGUGGAGAUUGGAGAGGAUGAUUCGGCAAUAGGUAGCUUUCUAAGAGUGAAGGUGAAACUGGACAUAUCCAUGCCUCUCCUACGGGGUGUUACGUUGGACAUUAAGAGGGAGAAGGAAAAAGCUAGGGGUACCUAUAUAGAGAUGGAAGUGGACAAGGAUAAAAAGAAGAGAGAUGAUCAGAAGCUAUGUCCUCUAGAGUAUGAAUAUUUGCCAGAUUUUUGUUACACAUGUAGAAUCAUAGGUCACGUGGACAAGUUAUGUUCCACCAAAUUGGCAAGGGGCGAGAUCUAG